AAUGUUAUAGAGGAUGGAUGAAAGUAGUGCUAGUGGAGGUGGAAGGGGAAAAAACAAACGAUUUUGGACUGCCCAAGAAGAUAAGGCUCUUGUGGAAGCCUUGUCAGAGUUAGCUGUUGAUCCUCACUGGAGGUGUGAAAAUGGAUUUAGAAGCGGCUACAUGGUUCGCUUAGAGGAGCUCAUAGGUAAGGCUCUUCCUGGUUGUGGUUUGAAGGCUCUGCCACACAUUGAUUCUCGACUUAAGACACUUGUAGCCAAGUUUAGGGCUAUUUCUCAAAUGUUAAAUACAAGUGGAUUCGUCUGGGAUGAUGAAAAAAAAAUGAUUUCUGUAGAUCGGGCUGUUUAUGACGAGUAUUGCAAGAAUCAUCCGAAUUGCAAAAACCUGUUUGGAGUUUCAUUUCCGCACUUUCAUGAACUAAUGAAUGUUUACGGCAAGGAUUACGCUACCGGAAAACCAGCUGAAGAUUAUGUUGAAGCAAUACAGAAUUUGCAAAACGUUGCCCCUCCACAAGUUACACUUGAUUCAAGUGAUGAUGAGGGAAUUGAUGCUAGUGGUAAUGCCACUCAAACUGUUACUUCUCCUCCUGCUAAAAAAAUGAAAACUGAAAAAACUUCUAAUAAAAGAAGUAAGAGAGGAAAUGCUGGUGAAGGUAGUUCUAAUGAGUUGGCUAGCUUACAAGCAUUCAUGAAAGACAUGAAUGUUCAUCUUUCAACUAUGGCAAAUGUGAUGGCCCGCACUGAUGAUCGUGAGCAAAAAGUAGUUGAACAGACUGAGAAAGUGUUAGAGGAACUACUAUCUUUUAAUUUAGAAGGUGUAACUCCUAACCAAGUUUUUGAAGUGGCUAACAUUCUAACCUCACAACCAAACAAGCUCCUCAUAUUUUCAAAGUGUCCCGACGCUUUGAAAAGUGAUUAUGUUAAGAGUCUUCUUGGAGGAAAUAGUAAUGCUUAGAUCUAAUGUUGUGGUUCCAUGAAUGAUUUUGAAAAGGACUAGAACACUUUUCGUAUGUAUUUUGAUCUACAAACAAGUCAUUAUAUGUAAUUAAUCGAGCUACGUUGUUAUUAUUUAGAGUUAUGUUUUUUCAAAAAAUAAUUUUUUCAAGUUUAUCAUAUAACAACUACUUAUUUUUGGAGAAAAUAUAAAAGAAUUUAAAAAAUCAAAUUUUGAUUCCUUAGCUUGAACCAAACAGUCACAAAGGGAAUCAUUCAGCAGUUCAUUCCGUUUCCUGAACACAACCAAACAACUAGGCUAAAUUAGGGGAAUCCAUUUCUUUCUCCUUCAUUCCCUUUCCUGAUUCCAUUCCGAUUCCCUUGUGCGAACCAAACG
Molecule: messenger RNA, 1327 nt
Organism: Amaranthus tricolor (Joseph's coat)
Lineage: Eukaryota; Viridiplantae; Streptophyta; Magnoliopsida; Caryophyllales; Amaranthaceae
Exons: 2
Coding region: 14-952 (312 amino acids)
Source: RefSeq, a predicted model, not a curated record